GCAGCGUGCUCAGAAUGACACAGCCCAGUACAGUGCUGAGCAUUUUCGCCAUGUUUCUUCACACCACUUUUGGGGAAAGUGGUUGUACCUCAGCAGACGGUGAUGGGACUCUUGGAGAUGAUGAACCAGACAAUUUUGACAUUGAUUGCUUCAGCCAGCUGGAAUUUAAGGACUCCCUUAGUAGCCUGACCUGCAAUUUUACUGAGCUGCCCCCUCACAACACUAACUAUACCCUGUCUCUGUGUACCAAGGAAGACCGCAAUUACAUGUGCUUUAAUAUGGAGAAACAAGAAGAUGCAUACUUCUUAGAGUUCACUGAUAUACUCUCAAAUACAGACAUUUGCAUGGACUCUGAGGCAAAGAGAAGGGUCUGCAGACGUCUGGUUGUAACUGACAUUGUUAAACCUGAAGUACCAUUCGCUAUAAACAUCACAUACCAAAGGGAGGCAAACGAGUAUCUUAUUCGUUACAGUACACCACACUCAUGGAAGAAAUACCUAAGGGACAAAUUAAUGCACCAAAUAGCCUAUCGGCAGAAAGAAGAUACUUGGAAGACAAUAAAUUCGCCAUACCUUCAGAUAAAAUUGCUGGGAAAAAACCUCAAAACUGAUGCAUUGUAUGAGGUGAAAGUACGUUCACAGCCCUAUGGAGAUUUUUUUAAGGGCACAUGGAGUGAAUGGAGCACUUCCAAAAGCUUCAGGACAGCAAGAGAGCAGCACUCCGCAGAGAACUAUAGCAGUAUGGUCAUGGUUAUACUCUCCAUCCUGGGAUUCAUGCUGUCCGUUGUUGUGAUUGCACUGAUCAUAAUUUUUUGGGAAAAGAGGAUCAAGCCUGCUGUAUGGCCAAACCUUCCUGAUCACAAAAAAACGCUGGAACAACUAUGCAGGAAGCCAAAAAAUAAUUUUGAUAUAAGCUUUAAUCCAGAGAGCUUUGGUUAUGUUCAUAUCCAUAAAGUGGAUGGUAUUCGGGCAAAAGCUGAACUGGAAAAUUUUCUGCAGUCAUCAACCACUCCAGAGACAAGCCUUCCCGAAAAGUUCAGGAAUGGAUCAGAGCUGAAGAUGAUCCCUGCGAUGACAGACAAAAGCAACCUCAACCUGUCUGUGACGUACGGAGGAGUCUGGCCAGCUGAAGCCCUGCACAGCCUCCUGGAUAUGAGCCAGUUUGCGGUCACCAAAGGAAACUGCAGCUCCAGCACGUACGAGGUGUGUCAUGGCAACAGGGUGCCCCUGCAUAACCGUGGUUUCAACCUUUCCUCCACUCCUCCGCUGGAUCCCUCUGGUCGGCUCAGUCCAGAGCCCCUAAAUGAUGACACCAUAUCUGAGACACUGACUAAUAGUGAAAUGAGAUCACCAAACAAUGAAGAUGCCUAUGUCACAAUGUCCAAUUUUUACAAAAUUCAGUAA
This is a messenger RNA of Acanthisitta chloris (rifleman), 1403 nucleotides long. RefSeq names its product interleukin 7 receptor (gene IL7R). The coding region runs from base 15 to 1403 and encodes 462 amino acids. The transcript is spliced from 8 exons. The record is from RefSeq and is a predicted model, not a curated record. Gene Ontology annotation, biological process: hemopoiesis; positive regulation of receptor signaling pathway via JAK-STAT; cytokine-mediated signaling pathway. Gene Ontology annotation, cellular component: membrane; external side of plasma membrane. Gene Ontology annotation, molecular function: protein binding; cytokine receptor activity. NCBI's taxonomy places the organism in Eukaryota, Metazoa, Chordata, Aves, Passeriformes, Acanthisittidae.